Molecule: messenger RNA, 2961 nt
Organism: Arabidopsis lyrata subsp. lyrata
Lineage: Eukaryota; Viridiplantae; Streptophyta; Magnoliopsida; Brassicales; Brassicaceae
Product: probable LRR receptor-like serine/threonine-protein kinase MEE39
Exons: 12
Coding region: 151-2790 (879 amino acids)
Biological process (GO): protein phosphorylation
Molecular function (GO): protein binding; ATP binding; protein kinase activity
Source: RefSeq, a predicted model, not a curated record
UUUUCUCAUAUCGUUGACUUUAGCGUGGUUUAAUUGGUGUCCAUACUGGAGAAGCUUAAUUUGUGUGUCCUUACAUUUAGUAUAUAAGUGAAUCGUGAGUACAUAAGUGUGUGUCGAUCUUUUUCCGCGUGUUUUGUGAUCGGGGGAAUCAUGAAGAGUCUUUGUUGGCUUCUGUUGUCGUUGUUUUGGUUUGGAGUUUUCCCGAUCCUUCGUUUUGCUGAAGGACAAAAUCAAGAAGGUUUUAUUAGUUUAGAUUGUGGCUUACCUCUAAAUGAGCCUCCUUACACAGAAUCGGAAACCGGAAUACAAUUCUCAUCAGACGAGAAUUUCAUCCAAAGUGGAAAGACCGGUAGAAUCCCUAAAAAUCUUGAAUCAGAUAAUUUAAAACAGUAUGCGACCGUACGAUACUUUCCAGAUGGAAUACGAAACUGCUAUGAUCUAAGAGUGGAAGAAGGGAGGAACUAUCUUAUUAGAGCUACAUUUUUCUAUGGAAAUUUUGACGGGCUUAAUGUUAGCCCUGAAUUCGAUAUGCAUAUCGGUCCUAAUAAGUGGACAACAAUAGAUUUGCAAAUAGUGCCAGAUGGUACAGUGAAGGAGAUCAUUCACAUCCCAAGAUCAAACUCUUUGCAAAUUUGUAUUGUUAAGACAGGGGCAACUACCCCAAUGAUAUCAGCUUUGGAACUACGACCUUUGGCGAGUGAUACUUACAUCGCUAAAUCUGGUUCCUUGAAAUAUUACUUUCGCAUGUAUCUUAACAAUGCCACCGUUAUUCUUCGGUACCCAAAAGAUGUUUAUGAUCGUUCAUGGGUUCCAUAUUCUCAACAAGAAUGGACACAAAUUUCAACAACUGCAAAUGUGUCCAAUAAAAAUCACUAUGAUCCACCCCAAGCUGCUCUUAAGAUGGCCGCAACACCUACAAAUCUUGAUGCACCCCUGAUGAUGGUUUGGCGUUUGGAGAACCCUGAUGACCAAAUCUACUUGUACAUGCACUUCGCGGAGAUCCAAGUCCUAAAAGCCAAUGACACUAGAGAAUUCGACAUUGUAUUGAAUGGAGAAAAAAUUAACACUAUUGGAGUUAGUCCUAAAUAUCUUGAAAUAAUGACUUGGCUUACAACAAAUCCUAGGCAAUGCAACAGAGGUAUCUGCCGAAUUCAGUUGAUAAAAACCCAAAGAUCGACACUUCCACCUCUACUUAAUGCUUUUGAAGUUUACUCAGUUCUCCAGCUUCUACAAUCUCAGACAAAUGAAAUUGAAGUGGUUGCUAUGAAGAACAUCAGAACUACUUAUGGACUGAGUAGAAUCAGUUGGCAAGGAGAUCCAUGCGUACCGAAACAAUUCUUGUGGGAUGGAUUGAAUUGUAACAUCACAGAUAUAUCUGCACCACCAAGGAUAAUUUCUUUAAAUUUAUCUUCGAGUGGCUUGAGUGGGACUAUAGUGCAUGACUUUCAGAAUCUAACUCAUCUAGAAAGUUUGGAUUUGUCAAAUAACACUUUGAGUGGAACGGUGCCCGAGUUUCUAGCCUCUAUGAAAUCAUUGUUGGUCAUAAACUUGAGCGGGAACAAACUUAGUGGUGCAAUACCUCAAGCUCUUCGCGAUAGAGAAAGGGAAGGGCUAAAGUUAAAUGUCGUUGGAAACAAAGAGCUUUGUCUCUCCGGUACAUGCAUAGAUAAGCAAAAGAAAAAAAUUCCAGUAACGAUUGUUGCACCAGUCACUUCCAUUGCCGCUAUCGUUGUUGUGUUGAUCCUCCUUUUUGUAUUCAAAAAGAAAAUCUCAUCAAGAAAUAAGCAUGAACCGUGGAUCAAGACGAAAAAGAAAAGGUUUACUUAUCCAGAAGUUUUGAAAAUGACUAAGAACUUGCAAAGACCUCUUGGUGAAGGAGGGUUUGGCGUUGUUUAUCAUGGUGAUCUAAAUGGCUCAGAGCAAGUAGCUGUUAAACUACUUUCCCAAACAUCAGCACAAGGCUAUAAAGAAUUUAAGGCAGAGGUUGAACUUCUUCUAAGGGUUCACCACAUAAAUUUGGUAAGCCUUGUUGGAUACUGCGAUGAACAAGAUCACUUUGCUCUCAUUUAUGAAUACAUGUCUAAUGGAGACUUACAUCAGCAUUUAUCAGGAAAACACGGUGGCUCUGUUUUAAAUUGGGGUACUAGAUUGCAAAUAGCUAUCGAAACUGCAUUAGGAUUAGAAUACUUGCAUACUGGAUGCAAACCAGCAAUGGUGCAUAGAGAUGUCAAAAGUACAAAUAUAUUGUUGGAUGAAGAGUUCAAAGCCAAAAUUGCGGAUUUCGGACUCUCUAGAUCGUUUCAAGUUGGAGGCGAUCAAUCUCGAGUUUCAACAGUUGUUGCUGGUACUUUAGGAUAUCUUGAUCCCGAAUAUUACUUAACAAGUGAGUUGUCCGAGAAGAGUGAUGUCUACAGUUUUGGGAUCUUGUUACUAGAGAUUAUCACAAACCAACGAGUGAUUGAACAAACCCGUGAAAAGCCUAACAUAGCAGAAUGGGUGACAUUUUUGAUUAAUAAAGGAGACACUAGUCAGAUCGUGGAUCCUAAACUUCACGGAAAUUAUGACACUCACUCUGUUUGGAGAACUCUUGAAGUAGCAAUGUCAUGCGCAAAUCCUUCUUCGGCCAAACGACCAAACAUGUCUCAAGUAAUCAUCAAUCUUAAAGAGUGUCUUGCUUCUGAAAACGCAAGGGCAAGUAGGAUUCAAAACAUGGACUCUGGUCAUAGCUCGGAUCAGCUUAGUGUGACUGUGACCUUUGAUACCGACGACGUGAAGCCUAAGGCAAGAUAGCAUAUACAUGUUCUUCUCUAAUGUGACAUAAACCAAACCUUUUUUCUUGUACCAAAAAAAAAAAAAAAACAAACCUUUCGAUGCAUAACUCUAUGUUAUAACCAUUGUGAAAUAGUUUUUUAUUUUAUUUGUCACUUGCCAUGUAAUGAAAGUUGUAAAUAUGAAUAUUAC